Molecule: messenger RNA, 1141 nt
Organism: Chara braunii
Lineage: Eukaryota; Viridiplantae; Streptophyta; Charophyceae; Charales; Characeae
Source: the annotation of a GenBank genome assembly
GCGUUAUGUUGUUCCUGGUGGUCUAUUUGGGUAAGAAGAGAUCUUGAGGCUGUAAAGCUCUGCUGAAGGAAGUGGAAUUGAAAGCAAGAGGGCUUGGCCGUUGGAAAAGCAUCUUGGGAAAAGGCUAUCUGACUAAGAAAACAGGAGGAAGGAGGGAGGAGGGAGGAGGGAGGAGAAGGGACGGUGCGAAGAAGUCAUGGCAAGCAUCUUGAAGAAGAUUGGUGAGGCUUUCACCUUUGGAAAGCCGACCGCCGAUUUCAAGGGGAUGAAGAUACCGCACAUCUCAACAAAAGACAUCAAAUUGGUCUUCCACAUCGAGGUGAAGAACCCGAACCCGAUCCCGAUCCCUCUCUGCGACAUUGUGUACAAAAUCGUGAUCAAUGACCGAGAGUUUGUCAAGGGGACCAGUCCCGAUGCUGGGACAUUGCACUCUCACGACUCCAAGGUGAUUGAUAUCGGGGUGGAUCUUGUCUUCAAGGACAUCCGCGACACAUUUACCGACUUGCAGCCCGGCUCAAUGGUGAAUUAUUUGCUCAGGGCCACUUUUCUUGUGGAUAUCCCUGUCUUUGGGCGAUUCGAGAUACCGAUCGAUCACGACGGUGAAUUUCCGAUGCCAGCGAUACCCGAUAUAGAUGUGGACGAAAUAGAUUGGGUUGAUUUGUCGUUUACGGAGACGAAGGCGGUGGCGUACGUAAAGCUGGAGAAUUUAAACAAAUUCACGAUGAAAAUCAAGACCUUUGAGUACAAGUUGUAUCUGACGGACGAUCUGAUCUCUGAGGGGAUGAUGGACCCGUCGAUGGGACUGGCGGAGAAGGAGGUGACCAGGCUGACGGUCCCGUUCACGUUCCGACCCAAGGACAUGGGCCGGGCGAUUUGGGACAUAAUAAGAGGGCAUGAAUCUGGGUACACAUUGGAGGGAAAAGUGACCGUGGAAUCGCCGUUUGGUCCCAUUGAGCUUCCAUUUAAGAAGGGAGGCGCUACGACGUUGAAGAAGGCGAGAUCGACGGAUGAAGAGACGGUGAAGGAGGAGGCUGAGAAGAGUGCGGCGGCUGCUGCCGCUGAUGUCGAUCAGACUGACUAUUACGCAUGACCGGUUCUUUGAUGACCAUUUGAGAGGUGGGGAGGAGGGGGGGGGGGGGAG